This is a messenger RNA of Hevea brasiliensis (rubber tree), 1172 nucleotides long. Its product is annotated as putative transcription factor bHLH086. Gene Ontology annotation, molecular function: RNA polymerase II cis-regulatory region sequence-specific DNA binding; DNA-binding transcription factor activity, RNA polymerase II-specific; protein dimerization activity. The record is from RefSeq and is a predicted model, not a curated record. The coding region runs from base 1 to 993 and encodes 330 amino acids. Gene Ontology annotation, biological process: regulation of transcription by RNA polymerase II. Gene Ontology annotation, cellular component: nucleus. NCBI's taxonomy places the organism in Eukaryota, Viridiplantae, Streptophyta, Magnoliopsida, Malpighiales, Euphorbiaceae. The transcript has 5 exons.
AUGGCACUUGCUAAGGACCGUAUGUGUUCGGUUCAGACUUGUGCCUAUAACGAAAACAUGAUGGUAGAUCUUUAUGGCUUUGAUGACGAGAACCACAAGAAGUUCCUUGAAGAAGGGGAAAGCCGCAGCUGCUUCGAAAAGACUAAUAAUGGGCUGAUCAGCAAGAAUUUAGCCGCGAGCCGUUCUUCCUCUUCUCUUGGCAGUCCAAGCAGUGCGAAUUCUAAUGAAUUAAUAUUUCAUUCCCCAAGCCAUCAAACUGAGGAAGCUCAUUCUUUGAUCGAUUUUCGCAGCGGAUACAAUCAUUUCAUGCAUGCUAAUGGAUCUUUGCUCAGCUUCCAGCAGAACAACAAUAGGGUUUCACAGGCUACUGGUCACAAAGAUGACAGCUUAACUUGGGAAGGGAAUUUCAAUUACAAUUACCAGUGGAAUCAGAUGAAUCCAAAGUGUAUCGCAGAUCCUCGUUUGUUGGAAGAAAUCAACUACUCUCGAACAGCUAGUAACUUCAAUUCCAUGGUCAAUUCUGAAAAGGAAAAUCAUGGGGAUUGGUUGUACUCUGAAGGGACUAUUGCUACUGAUGCUAUCCAGGAUUCUGGUACACAAGAUGUAAACUUCCAUAAGCGUCCCAAUUUGGGGGAGAGUAUGCAGGCUCUAAAGAAGCAAUGCAAUAGUACAACCAGGAAGCCAAAAGCCAAGUCAUCUCCAUCGAAGGACCCUCAGAGUAUUGCAGCCAAGAAUCGACGAGAGCGGAUUAGCGAGAGGCUUAAGAUAUUGCAGGAACUGGUGCCUAAUGGUUCAAAGGUUGAUUUGGUUACCAUGUUAGAGAAAGCCAUUAGUUAUGUUAAGUUUCUUCAGUUGCAAGUAAAGGUGUUGGCAACUGAUGAAUUUUGGCCGGUUCAAGGCGGGAAAGCUCCUGAUAUUUCUCAGGUAAAGGAAGCCAUCGAUGCCAUCCUUUCAUCUCAGAAAGAUAGGAAUUCGAGCUUAAGCUCAAAGUGAUUAAUUGGUGACAAUUAGCCAAGAAGGUGAAGAAGAAGAAGAGAAGAUGCAUAUAAUAAUAUAUUGUGAAGACAGCUUCUCAGGCAAAGAAAAAGCUUUAUUUUGGAAGUUAGCAAUAUUAAUUGUUGGAUUAACGAGGCAAGAAAAUUCGAAUACAAAAUAAUAAUCUUUUGUUCUGU